This is a messenger RNA of Pristis pectinata (smalltooth sawfish), 1161 nucleotides long. Its product is annotated as collagen alpha-5(IV) chain-like. NCBI's taxonomy places the organism in Eukaryota, Metazoa, Chordata, Chondrichthyes, Rhinopristiformes, Pristidae. The coding region runs from base 70 to 1161 and encodes 363 amino acids. The transcript is spliced from 19 exons. The record is from RefSeq and is a predicted model, not a curated record.
GAGCUCUCUCCAGUAACAGCUCUGCCGUCCUCUCUGCGCUGGGGAAAGGAGCAGAAUAAAAGUGACUCGAUGCUGAUCCCCAGAAUGCCUGUCCUCAGCUGUGUGGUUGUAAUUCUGCCCAUUCUGACUCUCGCGGAGGCGGCCUGUACGUGUAGUGGCAAAUCAAAAUGUUACUGUGAUGGAGUGAAAGGCAACAAGGGCGAAAGGGGGUUACCUGGUUUACAGGGCCAACCUGGAAUUCCAGGGUAUCCCGGUCAAGAGGGUCCACAAGGCCCAGAAGGUCCCAAGGGAAACCUUGGAUUUCCAGGAAUGCCAGGAAGUAAAGGAUCAAGGGGACUUGCCGGUUUACCAGGUUAUGUGGGAAAUCCUGGCUUUCCAGGUAUCCCUGGAAAGGAUGGGCCUAUGGGUGUUAAAGGUAUACCAGGAUGCAAUGGCACAAAGGGUGACCCUGGUUUUCCAGGAAUCCAUGGCUCAGAGGGACCGAGAGGACCUCCAGGACCUCCAGGGUUUCCAGGAAAAAAGGGUGAACCCGCUCAUGAGGUACAGUUAUAUCCAGGAGACAAAGGGCAACCUGGUCCUCCAGGUCUUCAAGGAAUCCCAGGUAAUCCAGGAAACCCCGGGCUACCGGGACCGACCGGACCUCCAGGACCCCCGGGUCUGACAGGACCACCUGGCCGUCCUGGCCCAAAGGGCAACAUGGGAUUGUUCUUCGUGGGUUCCAAAGGUGAUAAGGGUGUGAAAGGUCUUCCUGGUCCUGUUUAUCGGCCAGAACGUGGUCCAACCAUUACUGAGAAAGCACAGAAGGGCAGCCCAGGACCCCCUGGAGACCCGGGGUUCCCUGGCCCCCCUGGUUUACCUGGCGGCACAGCAACAGAAUGCAAGGGAGAGAAAGGAGAUCAAGGUGACACAGGAGCCCUGGGAAAACCAGGUAAAGAUGGAGCAACUGGUCUGCCGGGUUUGCAGGGAUUGAAAGGCGAUCCAGGUUUUAGAGGGUUUCCAGGAAGACCUGGAAGUCCAGGAUGGAAAGGACAAAUUGGUCCCCCAGGGCCCCCUGGUCCGCAUGAAGAAGAUGAUUACGAGCAUUGUGUAAAAGGCAAGCAAGGGAAUCCAGGUCCUCCCGGACUGAAAGGACAACCAGGAUUACAAGGUGAUGAUUGUUGA